This is a messenger RNA of Panicum virgatum (switchgrass), 2078 nucleotides long. RefSeq names its product LEAF RUST 10 DISEASE-RESISTANCE LOCUS RECEPTOR-LIKE PROTEIN KINASE-like 2.5. The transcript is spliced from 2 exons. Gene Ontology annotation, molecular function: ATP binding; protein kinase activity. NCBI's taxonomy places the organism in Eukaryota, Viridiplantae, Streptophyta, Magnoliopsida, Poales, Poaceae. The record is from RefSeq and is a predicted model, not a curated record. Bases 663 to 1742 code for a protein of 359 amino acids. Gene Ontology annotation, biological process: protein phosphorylation.
UUCCCUGUAAAAAAAAAGCAGAAACAUCGAUGGAGUUAGCUGGCAGGACCAUGGCUCCCCUCAUGUUAUAAUUUUCUCUGUUGUAGCCGUUGAAAUCAAGGGAACUUUUAGUGCAUGCAUGUUCCAGUAUGGCAGUAUUUGAUCCCCACUAUCAUGGAACUUUACAUGAGCUAACUUAGCUGGCCCAUUAAUCUUUUAAUAGCUCUGCUACUGAGCAGAAGCACUGUUGAAGGAUCCAAAAAGGGAUUCUGUUAGGUCUCAUACUAUAUUACUACAUGACCACCCCGAAUUAACUGGGUGUACUCUAACUGGGACAUUUGGCGAUUUUCCUCUGUUAUUCUUCCUACUAAAUAUUUAUCACUUCCAGAAGAAAACUAUGAAGUGUUCAAUCAAUGGGAAUAUCAGAUAGGCUAGCUAAUGUGGCCAAAGUGGUCUGUGGUGGUAUUGUUCAGAUAGCAGGGGCAAGCAUUCUAACUGGUCUUGUAGAGCACUACCAAAAUUAGAGCGCAGAAAGCGUUGAUAGAAUAACAAUAAUGUAUGCAUUUUGAUUUUUUUCAAUUUAAAUAACAUAUACUUUAAUCUCAGGUUCAACAGUAGCAGCUGCAAGCUUACUUGUUCUAUGUAUUUGUGUGCUGAUAUGGUUUCUCCUUGGCACAAAGACUAUGUACACCACUGAAAGGAACACUGAUAUGGUUUCUCUAAUAGUAUCAUAUGGAUCCCUAGCUCCAAAAAGAUACAAGUACACAGAGGUAGCGAAUAUAAUUUCUUCUCUCAAUAAUAAGCUUGGAGAAGGUGGUUAUGGAACAGUUUUCAAAGGAAGGCUAUAUGACGGUCGCCUGGUUGCUGUGAAAUUCUUGCAUGAGUGCAAAGGAAAUGGUGAUGAAUUUGUGAACGAGGUUAUGAGCAUCGGAAGGACAUCUCAUGUUAAUAUUGUCAGCCUAUUUGGGUUUUGUUUGGAGCGCACAAAAAGAGCUCUUAUAUACGAGUACAUGCCUAAUGGUUCUUUGGAUCGGUAUAUUUAUUCUGAGAACCCCAAAGAAACCUUAGGUUGGCAAAAGCUCUAUACAAUAGCAAUUGGGAUUGCUCGUGGCCUAGAAUACUUGCACCAUAGUUGUAAUACACGGAUUGUCCACUUUGAUAUCAAGCCUCAAAACAUCCUUCUAGAUCAAGACUUUUGCCCAAAGAUUGCUGAUUUUGGUUUAGCUAAAUUGUGUCAUACCAAGGAGAGUAAGCUUUCAAUGACCGGUGCUAGAGGAACAAUUGGAUUCAUUGCUCCUGAAGUUUAUUCUCGAACCUUUGGAGUUGUUUCAACAAAAUCAGAUGUUUAUAGUUAUGGAAUGAUGUUGCUAGAGAUGGUUGGAGGCAGAAAAAAUGUGAAAUCAAUGGCUCAAAAGUCAAGUGAAAAGUAUUUUCCACACUGGAUUUAUGACCACUUUACCAAAGAUGAUGGAUUACAGGCUUGUGAGGUCACAAGUGAGGUUGAUGAAAUUGCCAAAAAGAUGACUUUGAUCGGUUUUUGGUGCAUACAAGUAUUGCCUAUGCAUCGUCCGACAAUAACCAAGGUUUUAGAAAUGUUUGAAAAAGGAUUAGACAGUUUGGACAUGCCCCCAAAACAAAACUUCAGCCAAAUACUCGAAGAUUCAGUAUACAGUUUGGAUACAGAAAGCAGGAGUCCCAGCAGUUCUACCAAACCACAAGGUUCUUUUGAGGAGAUAAACCUUGGGAAUGGGAAAAUUCUAUGACAGAUGUAAAACGAACACUUCAGAGAAAGCGAGAGGCAUGCUAUUUUAGCUCAGAACAUAUCCCUGUAAUAGUCUGUAUAUACACCUGCUGUGUAUAAGCGAGGAGGUACAAGUCUUAAAUUACUAUGAUUUUUUAAGAAAAAGGUAAAACGCUACUAUCCUACAACAGUACUCUCUAUCUUGCAUAUGAUGUCAUACAUAGUACGACCGAAGGGGGGUUUCUUUAGACAAAAUAUUAUCAAAUUAAUAUCCUCGUUGAUUGCCAGUUUGUUGCUUUUCCUUUACUCAUGCAGCACUAUCCAUAUAUGGUUGCGUAAUAUCCAGAGAUUACCAGUA